AAUAAGUUGAACUUUCACUUUUCAUUUACUUUGAGCAAAAUAAUGAGGUUCACGCAACGGUUCAGAAUUAAAGGAAGAAGGCUCUAAGAAGUACCAACGAUAAUGGCUGAAGAAGGAAGCUUCUCAGUCCUGUCUACUGUUGGCACAUCAUCAGAGACAGGUAGUGAGGUAACUGACAGGGAGAGAGAGAAGGUAAAAAUCGAGGAUCCAGAGGAUGGAGAGAUGGAAGAAAUGGACUCCUCGGAGCUCGUCCUAUCUCAUCAGGAAGCCAUGUCAAAGGUGGAGGCAGCCAUUGAUGAAAUUGUCUCAACAGACUCCCUGUUGUAUGAUUUACCCCCAGAAGUCACACUGGAAGAGGUGAAUUCCUUCAUUGCUCUGGAGCAUGGACAAGCCAUGCUGGUAAAUGUCCAACGUGCUGAUGGAGAAGUACUAUCAGUGGUAGUGGUUCAAAAUGGCACUGUCCUUGACCUGAAGCAUGCCAUUAAACGUCACAUGACCUUGAAACUGUCCCGCAGCAAAGGAAAGAAGCACAUUAGUUGGAAGUACAUUUGGAAGCGAUACUGGUUGUAUUUUGAAGGUCAGAAACUUACUGAGGACAAGAAACAACUAAAAGAAUAUGGCAUCAGAAAUAAAGAUGAAGUGACAUUUAUAAAAAGAUUAAAAGAGAGGUGAUCAGAUGAGUUGUGAAAUGGGGAAAUGUUUCUGAUCAAGAAUACCAUGGUCCAGAAGUGUAUACAGCCACUGGUCCUGAUGCACCGUAUCAUGUUCAUCAGGGGGUGUUACAGCAUGUUUUCUUGUUCUUAAAUAGGGAUGCAAGUGAAGGAAACAGACAGAUUUGCAAGAAAUAAGGCAAUGAUUGCUGUUUGAUGAAAGAUGCUUUUGAAUAAAUGUUAAGUUGCGGUUUCUAUUUUUCUAUUCAUUUCCAAUGACAAUUUUGUUUCUGUCAUUCUAUCAUGUCAGAUCGCAGCUUGCCUUGCCCUUCUUUUAUCUUGGUCAGAGAGUAAGAAUUUUUCUCUGUUGUGAGAGAAAGGGAGCUAUGUUGUAAAAUUCAGUUUUAAAUGAAAAUUGUAUAUUGCAUGUUAUGUUAUCAUACAAUAUGAAAGCAAGAGGUGUUAGCAAAAAAUAUUCAUAUCUAAUAGCAAAUACUGGUAUUAGGAAUGUACUGUAACAUGAGGCCAUCCUUAAAUGAAAAAAUGUUUGUUUGGAAUUGCUAGACCCAGGAGGGAGGGAGAGAAUUUUUUUUCAUUUUUCAAACUUGAAGUUUAACUAAUCAGAAAUUGGUUAAAUAUAAAAAAUCUCCACAUAAAAAAGUUUUUUUAAUUUUUUACAAAUAAAAUUUUAUCAGCAGGCAAUUCCAAACAAACAAUAAUUCUAUUUUGGCCUGAUAUAUCUCCAACUGAAUCGGACAUUUAUAGCAUGAUAAGUCAUUUUUAAGGUUCUAGCAUUUUAGAACAUGAGACUAAAUAUGAAGAAUAUUUUUAUUUAUUACAUGUACACAUUCUUUUUUUUACAUUUUCAAAAUAAGAUAAAAAGAUGUGUAUUACAUCUACAGUAGUCACAAAAAACAAUGGAAAACAUGAUAUGUAUGUGGGCUGGAGAUGUAGCACAGUAAGGAUGCUUUCUCCCAUUGUUAUAACACAAUACAUCCCCGAUCACUUACAGGUGUAUAAUGGGCACUAAAAUUAUUAUAGCACUCAGAAAGCGUGCAUACACAAGAAAUACACCAAACAAACUAAGUCCCAAAAACUAAGAAAAGUUACUUAAUAAAUCAAAUUACAGAAAAGAAACUGAAUUACAUUCAUCAUAAAUUGCCUGUACAGUCUUCUUUUGAUAUACUUAUAUAUCCUGCAAAUUUAUAGUGUAUAUAUAUAUUUUUUUUGCAACACAAGACAAAAAAAACUUUCUCCAGAACCUUACAAGCUGUUAAAAAUCUGAAUAAUCGUUGUAUAUUCUACAAGCUAUUGACAACAUAUAGUUGUUCAUUAUUGGCUGUUGCAAUGUUAUCAUGUUAUGGGGCCAUGUCUUGCUACAUGUAAUAACUCUUGUCUGAUCGAACUACAGGGAAAUUACUGGUACUGGAUUCCAUUAAAAUGUAAUGAGAUUUUAUUGUUGAUUUAUAUUUAAAGGAAAUCAAACUCGAUAUUUACAGCUCAAUUUUUCAUAUCUUAAUGCAUUU
Messenger RNA from Magallana angulata, 2176 nucleotides. RefSeq names its product U11/U12 small nuclear ribonucleoprotein 25 kDa protein-like. NCBI's taxonomy places the organism in Eukaryota, Metazoa, Mollusca, Bivalvia, Ostreida, Ostreidae. The transcript has 6 exons. The record is from RefSeq and is a predicted model, not a curated record. Gene Ontology annotation, cellular component: U12-type spliceosomal complex. Gene Ontology annotation, molecular function: protein binding. Gene Ontology annotation, biological process: mRNA splicing, via spliceosome. The coding region runs from base 103 to 672 and encodes 189 amino acids.